GCGGGUCACAUGAGAGGGGCGGGCGGCUGGGCAGGGGCGGCAGCCGCCACCCGGGCUGAGGCGGAGCGGGGCGGAGAGGGAAGGCGCAGAGGAGCGUGGCGGCGAGCGCGGCCGCCGUGGAGGGCGAGGAGAAGCGGCCGCCAGGCGCCGAGCGAGUGGAGCGAGCUCUGGGCCUCCCUCGGCCGUUGCGGAGCGCCCUGCCUGCGGCCCCAACAUGGACGAAGAGGGCGGCGGAGGUGGCGGCGUGCCUGAUGACCUGUCCGUGGAAGAGAGAGAAGAGCUUUUAAAUAUUCGUCGCAGGAAAAAAGAACUGAUUGAUGAUAUUGAGUACAGGCACAUGCGCACGUUUGGGUGUCACCAGCUCGCCGGGCGGCAGGAACGCGUGCGGGGCGGGAGCGAGAGCGGCCCCUCGCUCAGGAACUCUUACCCCGGCGGUGCCGGUUUGUCCUGGCGCUCCGACAGAUUAAAAUUUGAAAUUGCUGAGGUUAUGACAGAAAUCGAUAAUCUGACUAGUGUAGAAGAGAGCAAAACUACACAAAGAAAUAAGCAAAUAGCCAUGGGAAGGAAGAAAUUCAACAUGGACCCCAAGAAGGGAAUACAGUUUCUGAUAGAAAACGACCUCCUGCAGAACACUGCAGAAGACAUUGCACAGUUCCUUUAUAAAGGAGAAGGACUAAAUAAAACGGUAAUUGGAGAUUACCUCGGCGAAAGAGAUGAAUUUAAUAUUAAAGUUCUUCAGGCUUUUGUUGAACUCCAUGAGUUCGCUGAUCUCAAUCUUGUACAAGCCUUAAGGCAGUUUCUGUGGAGCUUCAGACUCCCAGGAGAGGCUCAAAAAAUUGAUCGUAUGAUGGAAGCUUUUGCUUCACGCUAUUGCCUUUGUAACCCAGGAGUCUUCCAGUCUACAGAUACAUGCUAUGUGCUGUCCUUUGCCAUCAUUAUGUUAAAUACCAGUCUGCACAACCACAAUGUAAGAGAUAAACCAACAGUGGAGAGGUUUAUUUCUAUGAAUCGUGGAAUUAAUGAAGGUGGAGACCUUCCAGAAGAACUACUACGGAAUUUAUAUGAAAGUAUUAAGAAUGAGCCGUUUAAAAUUCCAGAGGAUGAUGGAAAUGAUCUAACGCACACAUUUUUUAAUCCAGAUAGAGAAGGUUGGCUGCUGAAAUUAGGGGGAAGAGUGAAAACGUGGAAACGGAGAUGGUUUAUUCUGACUGAUAACUGCCUGUAUUACUUCGAAUACACAACAGACAAAGAACCUAGAGGAAUUAUUCCGUUAGAAAAUCUGAGCAUAAGAGAAGUUGAAGACCCUAGAAAACCAAACUGCUUCGAGCUCUACAACCCCAGUCAUAAAGGUCAAGUAAUCAAAGCGUGUAAAACUGAAGCCGAUGGCAGAGUGGUGGAGGGCAACCACGUAGUGUACAGGAUAUCUGCUCCCACCCCGGAGGAAAAGGAGGAGUGGAUAAAAUCUAUCAAAGCAAGUAUCAGCAGGGAUCCCUUCUACGAUAUGCUGGCAACAAGGAAACGAAGAAUUGCAAAUAAGAAAUAGAACACGAUCAGCAACUUGUAGACCUGCAUCAUCGUACAAACGAGCGUGCAGUUGAGUGAUAAUGUAAAAAUUGGACAAGCUAAAUUAAGAUAACUGUAAUUUUUAUAUAUACACUUUACUAAGACAAAACCGUGACAAGACCUUUCAAGGUAAAGUUAUUGAUGUGCAAUUUGAAUUAAGCUUCGAAUCCCAGAGGAUGAUUAUAUUGGAACUUAAUUCAGCUGAAAACUCAGGAGCCUUGUUUUCACUGACGUUAGUUACACCUCCAGUUUACUUGGGUUGGGAGGGAGGGAACUCGAAGGUCAUAGUAAAAUGUCCUAUUCCUGUUGUUUGAGCACAUUGCCCGCGACAGGAGGAGUGAUUAUAAGACUUUCAUUUCUCACUAAAAUGCAUCAAAAGUACCGUGUGACCUGACCCAGCACUUCAUUUUUCUGUCAGCAGAAAACCCACAGUCUCAGUAUCAGUUUCACAGGAAACGUGUUGUCGUGUGUUUGACAGCGAGUGCACAGCUGUGUGAAGCUUUCCUUUGGGGUUCGCUCUCUUACCUUGUGGAAGCAGCUUUUCCUCUUCGGAGACGCAGCCCGGCGCCGUGCGGGUGACGGGCCGUGCGGGUGACGGGCCGUGCGGGUGACGGGCCGUGCGGGUGACGGGCCGUGCGGGUGACAGGCCGUGCCGCGGGGCUGUGCCGCGGGGCUGUGCGGGUGACGGGCUGUGCCGCGGGGCCGUGCCGCGGGGCUGUGCCGCGGGGCCGUGCGGGUGACAGGCCGUGCGGGUGACAGGCCGUGCGGGUGACAGGCCGUGCGGGUGACAGGCCGUGCCGCGGGGCUGUGCCGCGGGGCUGUGCCGCGGGGCUGUGCGGGUGACGGGCUGUGCCGCGGGGGCCUGGGACACGUGCAGGUCCCGACAGCAGAGGUUCGAGUCUGUGGAUGUGACACUGAGUACAGACGUGGUUUGGUGUUUGCUAAAACUCCCUCCUGUCAGCUCAUACGCUCACAAUAAGCAGUAAGACUUAAUGACUGGUUUAAUCUGCUUUUUAUAUAGCAACAUCCUUCUUGUGUUUUAGGUAUGUUGUACUAUAAUUAACACUAAGUUACUACUAAAGGAGUAAGAUGACACGGCUUGCACGAGUUGAGGCUUUGCAUGUGAAUUUAACAUGCAUUUUGAGUUUUUAACCGGAAAAUCCAGGAAGGUGAAAUGUUUUUGCAAGAUGCAGCCCUGUGUAGUUAAGCGAGCAGGUUUUGUUCCUUUGGACAUACAGGGGAGUUCAGUAUUUUUACUGCGUUCUUGAAGGCGAUGUUUCGGAUCUGUGCCUCAGCAGUUGGAAUCGAGCUCUGCCAGAGCAGCUGGGGUGGCUGGGGGCACCGCGGCGGCGCUGGCACUGCAGGGAGGUGGGCUGCGCUGGCACAGCCGGGCUCGUUCGGUUCGUCGGGGUCACGUCUCCUGUUAACUGCACGGCAGAGUCUGUUUCUUUGUUCCUGUCUCACUUACUUGCCUUGUUUUUCAUGGGGUGUCAGCCUGUGAAUGUUUUGCUUUAUUGCAUGAAGAGAACACGAGAGACUUUUGUGCCCCUCGGAUUUUGCCGUGUGGAGCUGCGGUCUGGGGGCAGUGCCCAGAUCCCAGUGCUCGCAGGGGAGCAACAUUCAACCAAAGCACGCAGGAUCCUUGGAUAAGUGUCGGUGUGGGGACAUCUUUGCUUAAUGGAACACAUUUAAACUCUGCAGAAAGCAGUUAAGCGGUGUGUCCCGUGUUGGCAAAGCAGCGCGAUGGCAGAGCUGCCGAGGCCGCUCGUUUCGGGUCCUCUGUUCCGCACCUUCGGGCUUCGUUUUCCGGCAGUUCGUGCGUCGGUUUUGGCUUUGGACAAGUAGAUUUGUAAUGCAAACAGCGAUAAGCCAGAGUCAGUGGUACUAAUGGGUGUAAAGGUAAAAAACAGCAAAUCAAGUAUUUCUGGAGAAAUGUGACAUUACAAAAGCAUUAAUAAGCCAUGAAGCACUUUUGCAUCAGUUCUUAUCUUCCGAAAUACCACCUUCCAGAAAAAUCUGUGUGUUUACCCAGGUGAGGACGUCUGCCUGUACGCAUGAAGGAAACGCCCUGAGAGUUCAUUUGCUGUAUUUAGUUUGAAGUUCUUAUAUCUGGCAGAAAUAAUUAUUUAGAGUAACAUGUAACUGAGAAUAUUAUAGCAGGAAAUAUAUUAUUUCUUAGCAUUAAAAUGCGACAUCUUAAACAGCUAUUUGUGGUGCUCAAUAUAUCUAUUUACCAAAGCUAAUGGAAUAGCGUUCUUGUGUGUGAUAAUAUUUGAUUUCAAAUGUUCUUUGUAAACAGUAUUAACAGGGAGUGAAACUGGCCCAAAAUUUCCACUGGCCAUGAGGCCAGUAACACAAAGUGGCUUGUGAAAGUUUUGGCCAAAUCAGGUACUACCCGUGAGAGAAGAAAAAAUCUCUCGACCUUUCGUUGCGGGGCCGUGCCGAGCCCGAGCCCGCCGGGGCCGCCGACGCGGCCCUUUCCUGGCGCCGCCGCGCGCGGUUCCGCAGCGCCUUGCCUUGCCCUGCCUUGCGCCGCGGCGCGGGUCGCGGCUGCGGGGCCGUGCUCGGUGUCCCGGCCGCGGUGCCGCUGUGAGCCGGGGCAGCCGCGCGGAGCGCCUGGGCUCCGCUGGGCUGACUUCAGCUUCACAGUAUCCCGACCAAACAGGCUCUGCUUCGCUAAACAUCUUGAACUGUUUUAAACUGGUACAAAGCCGAACCUUUGUAAACUGAGCAGCAUUUAUAAUGCUCCAUAUAUAUAAAAACAAUGCAUAUUUUUAAGAUUUAUUACAUAUCUAUGUAGAUAUGCUUGCUGGAAAAGCUCGGUCUGUUGUAGACCAAAUGCUACAAAUUAAGACUUGUGGCUUACCAGUUUCAUUUCUAUAUUUUCUUGGAAAAUGUUUCUAGCUAGAGUUUAAAUACAAAUUGUAAAUACUGUACAGAUAUGUAUUGAUAUAAGUAUUACUUGGUGUACACAAGUGAUUUGCAUGACAAAUACUCUGUAUCAAUCAUUGUUAAAAAUGUGAUGUUCUAUGUAAAUCCACUGCAAUAUUAAUGUUUUCAUUUAUCAUUAAAACCUGUUACUUAAGUCUGGAGAUUUUCUCAAAAAUAAAGUGUGAAACGGCA
Columba livia (rock pigeon) is the source of this 4686-nucleotide messenger RNA. It is a transcript of the gene CYTH3, whose product is annotated as cytohesin 3. Bases 215 to 1543 code for a protein of 442 amino acids. The record is from RefSeq and is a predicted model, not a curated record. Lineage: Eukaryota; Metazoa; Chordata; Aves; Columbiformes; Columbidae. Gene Ontology annotation, molecular function: guanyl-nucleotide exchange factor activity. The transcript is spliced from 14 exons. Gene Ontology annotation, biological process: regulation of ARF protein signal transduction.